UGUAUUCUGCCGUUCGUUCCCCUCUCUCCCUCCUCCUCAUCGAUUCUUUCACACCCCCACCAGCCGCAGCAGCAAUCGCGCUAAUCGCCCCCGUUAAUCCCCUUCCAAAUCCGCGAUAUUCCCAAGCAUCUUCUCUUCCCCUCCCCCUCCCGCGCUAUAUCUCUCCUCCCAUUGCGCCGCACUGCUCCCACACGCUCGGAUUCCUGCUCGCUUUCUCCGCCUCCGCCUCGGAUUCCAUCGCCGCCCCUUUUCCUUCCUUCUUCCGUUGCCCGCCCGCCCAGGACUCUCCUUCGCGCUUCUUAGCCAGCUCCCCGCCCGCCCAGGACUCUCCUUCGCGCUUCUUAGCCAGCUCCGUCCUUCGCAAUUCUUCGCCAGCCGUCGGCGAGAGAGAGGGAAGGGAUCGCUCGUGACUUCGCUCACUCGGGACUCGGGAUCGCGCGGCGCCACCGUACCCCGCCUGGACAUGUGCGUGGAGGAGCUGGACGACGCAGCAGGGAGGCUCGGCUUCGGAGACCAGGAGAUCGACAGGCGCGCAGGUGCCGCGAUGGAGAGAGUUUGUGAGAACACGGUGUCUGUUGAGUUCAAGCAGACUAAGCUGAACAACUUUGUUCCGUUCAUCCGGUCAGGGGAUUGGUCUGAUAUUGGAAGUCGCGAUUACAUGGAAGAUGCCCAUGUGUGCAUCUCUGAUCUGGCAAAGAAUUUUGGCUAUAACUCGGUGGAUGAUGAAGUAAUUUCCUUCUAUGGGGUGUUUGAUGGCCAUAAUGGCAAAGAUGCUGCCCAUUAUGUCCGUGAUAACUUGCCACGGGUCAUCGUUGAAGAUGCUGAUUUUCCUCUUGAGCUUGAAAAGGUUGUCAAGAGGUCAUUUGUGCAAACUGAUAGUAAGUUUGCAGAGAAAUUCUCUCAUCAGAAGGGACUUUCUUCUGGAACGACAGCACUUACAGCAAUGAUUUUUGGAAGAUCCCUUCUGGUGGCCAAUGCCGGUGACUGCAGAGCGGUGCUCUCACGGCGUGGCACUGCCAUGGAAAUGUCCAAGGACCACAGGCCUUGCUGCAUCAAUGAAAGGAAGCGUGUCGAGUCACUUGGUGGCUAUGUUGAUGAUGGUUAUCUAAAUGGUCAGCUGGCUGUCACCAGAGCACUUGGCGACUGGCAUCUCGAGGGCAUGAAAGAGAUGGGUGAGCCAGGAGGGCCCUUGAGCGCUGAACCAGAGCUCAAGAUGGUCACGCUGACAAAGGACGACGAGUUCUUGAUCAUCGGCAGCGACGGCAUCUGGGACUUCUUCUCGAGCCAGAACGCUGUGGACUUCGCGCGGCGGAAGCUCCAAGACCACAACGACCUGAGGCUGUGCUGCAGGGAGAUUGUCGAAGAGGCGAUACGGCGGGGCGCCAGGGACAACCUGACGGCAGUGAUGGUCUCGUUCCACCAGGAUGCCCCUCCCCAGAGCAGAUGGAACAGGACUAGGGAAGGCAGCGUCGCACGGAGCAUAUCCGCCGAAGGGCUUCACAACCUCAGAGUGCUCCUGGAAGGCCAAUGACGCACGGUGGUGCCAUUGCUGCCGUUCAUUCCUGAUGUGUGCUACGUUGCUGAGUGUUAACUGUAAGUAGCGAUUUCCGGUAUCUUGGAGCUGUUAUUUCUUCCACGGUCAGUCGACAUGCCAGGGUGGGUCACUAUUCUUGUCCUUCAGAAUAAACCAACGAGCCUGAGAUCUCACUAACUGAUUGUGAGAUGCUGUAAAUAAUAUGAAUGUUGGAGCUAGUUAUUAAGGACGAGUUAGCAGUGUGCAUCCAGGGGGCUUUUGUGGCUCAGUAUGUGAUGUUUUUUCCCCUGAUUUUCUGUAAAUAAAAACAAUGAUUGGAAUUAUCGAUGUAAUCGAACUGGUGUUCUAUUAUGUGUGCUCCCCACCGAUUCAGAUCUA
Messenger RNA from Sorghum bicolor (sorghum), 1912 nucleotides. Its product is annotated as probable protein phosphatase 2C 27. The transcript is spliced from 4 exons. NCBI's taxonomy places the organism in Eukaryota, Viridiplantae, Streptophyta, Magnoliopsida, Poales, Poaceae. The coding region runs from base 464 to 1531 and encodes 355 amino acids. The record is from RefSeq and is a predicted model, not a curated record. Gene Ontology annotation, molecular function: protein serine/threonine phosphatase activity. Gene Ontology annotation, biological process: protein dephosphorylation.